Dendronephthya gigantea is the source of this 1515-nucleotide messenger RNA. Its product is annotated as basigin-like. The coding region runs from base 7 to 1185 and encodes 392 amino acids. NCBI's taxonomy places the organism in Eukaryota, Metazoa, Cnidaria, Anthozoa, Malacalcyonacea, Nephtheidae. The transcript is spliced from 9 exons. The record is from RefSeq and is a predicted model, not a curated record.
GGCAUAAUGAGGCAACUUUGGCAACAGAUAUCUCCAUUGACCACCUGUGGACUUAUUCUUUUCCUCUCUUUGGCACCAGUAUCGUCAAGAUUGGACUUCAGAAAAUCGGGGGGACCAAUCAAACAAAUUCUAAUAAUAAAUAAAUCAUAUGAGUUCCAAUGCACUGCAACGGGAACACCCAGUGAACUUGCUGGUGUUACCAUCAGGUGGAAAGGACCAGAUGACAAACGUAUCCCAGGAAAUGAUAAAUAUGGAAGUAUUAGAGUGGAGAAUAGAACAGGAAAUGUGAGAAGUAUUUUGAAGGUGUCAAAGCUACCCACAGAUUAUCCAUCAUCUGGGAAAUUAUUAUAUUAUGUAUGUGAAUUACAACCAGAUCAACUUAAUUUUCCUGUCUACAUUUUGAAAGAGAAAGCAGUUCCAAAGAUACACCCAAUUCAACUAAAUCAGACAAAGUUCAAAGAAACAGUUCUUUUGAAAUGUGAUGCGUCAUAUGAAAAUGGAAACUUUGCAACAGCACACAAAUUCAGUGUUAUUUUGCAAUGGAUGAAAGGUGGCAAAAUCCUGGCAAACAAAGUUUUUAAAUAUGAGACUGGCAAGAAUACUUCGACCCUCGAACACUCGUUGACAGUCAACAGUUUUAGAGAUGGUGGUGAUUAUGUUUGUCAGUUACUAUUAAUGUUGGAAAGUGAAGCAGAUAAUAUAACCAGUUCCAAAACAGUUGAAUUACAAAUAUUACCAUAUCUUAAUGGCCCAAUAGAAAAAGAAGUAAAGGAUACUGCUGGCAGUGAUGUUGAACUGCACUGUGAUGUGAUUGGCUAUCCAAUAACCUAUCAAUGGCUUGAUGAAAAGAAAUGUGCAAUUUCUUUUGAAAAGAGCUGCUCAGAUUCCCGUAUCAAACAAAAAGACAAUAUCUUGUAUAUAACUGAUAUUGACUACAAAGAUAGAAAAAAGUAUACAUGUGUGGGAAGAUCUGGAAAUAAUACGCUUGAACAAAUUAUCAUCCUGAGAGUACAAGAUCCACUGGCAGCCCUAUGGCCAUUCAUUGGCAUACUUAUUGAAGCAGUACUUGUGGCAGCCAUAAUUCUUGCAAGUGAAUAUUACAAGAAGCAUUCUCAAAGUAAGAAAGAUCGUUUGAGCGCCAAAAAGAGAGAAGCCACAGAACUGGCAACCACCUCUAGUACUUGAGAAGUUGCAUAAAACAGGAUCAGGCAAGUCAUCCAGCAGUGUCCACAAGUGUUUUGUAUUAAUUUAAUGACAGAGGGCAGUAGUUCGUAGCUUAGUGGAGUUUAAAAUUUUCCAUCAUUUUUCUCUCCGUGAAAUAUGUUGCAAAAAACACUAGCAAGACAUUUUCCACACUAAGCGUAUAUUGAAAUGUUUUAUUAAUAUUACAUACGUAAAAUACAAUUUGUGUUGAAUGUCUUUAAAUGAAAAAAUACUAUUAAAUAUCACCUUGUCAAUUUAAAUUAUAUAUUUGUAAAAUACCUAAAUAUAAAAUAAACUAAUUCCAAUAAGUUA